Messenger RNA from Trifolium pratense (red clover), 1231 nucleotides. RefSeq names its product plastid-lipid-associated protein, chloroplastic-like. The record is from RefSeq and is a predicted model, not a curated record. The transcript has 3 exons. The coding region runs from base 152 to 1114 and encodes 320 amino acids. NCBI's taxonomy places the organism in Eukaryota, Viridiplantae, Streptophyta, Magnoliopsida, Fabales, Fabaceae.
UUUUUGUUUCUUAGGACACAAACAAUAAAAUCUCAGUCGUUCGUAAUUGCGUCUUGCUGGAGUCUUACAAACCCACCGCUUCCUUGUUUCUCUCCCUCAUCUCUCUCAAUAAAUCUCUCCCUUCCUCUCUCAUCAUUCUCACAACAAAAAAAUGGCGUCUCUCUCAAACCUCAUGAAAAUUCUCCACACAAACACCCUUCCAAUCACACCUCUCAACUCCAUCCCUUCAAUUUCCCCACCGUCCAUCACAGUCUGCUUCCGAAACAAACAUUUCGGAAGACGGAUUGUGUUGGGCGAUGGUUUGAAGCGGAUGGUGUUUGUUCAUGCGAAUAUUAGUGAUGAUGAGUGGGGUACAGAUAAGGAUGAGAAUUCGGCUGGCGUGGCGGUUGCAGAGGCGAUAUUGCCGGAGAAAUUGACUGAUAGUGAGACUGAGAAACUGAAAAAGACUUUGGUUGAUUCGUUUUAUGGGACUGAUCGUGGACUUAAGGCGACGAGUGAAACGAGAGCUGAGAUUGUUGAGCUUAUUACUCAGCUUGAGGCUAAGAAUCCGACCCCUGCUUCUGCUGAUGCUUUAACUCUGCUUAAUGGAAAAUGGAUUCUCGCGUAUACAUCAUUUGCAGGUUUAUUUCCAUUGUUGUCAAGUGGACUAUUACCAUUACUCAAGGUUGAAGAAAUAUCUCAGACUAUUGACUCUGAAAGUUUAACAGUCCAAAACUCUGUUCUCUUUGCUGGUCCAUUGAGUACCACCUCCAUCAGUACAAAUGCCAAAUUCGAAGUUCGAAGUCCUAAUCGUCUGCAGAUCAAGUUUGAGGAAGGUAUCAUAGGAACUCCACAACUAACAGACUCAUUAGAGAUACCAGAAAAUGUGGAAUUUCUUGGACAAAAUGUUGAUCUCACACCUUUCAAAGGCAUACUUACUUCUGUCCAAAACACUGCUUCAUCAGUUGUGAAAACAAUUUCCAAUCAGCCUCCAUUGAAGAUUCCAAUUUCCAGCAGCAAUGCUGAAUCAUGGUUGCUUACUACAUAUCUUGAUGCUGAACUACGUAUCUCAAGGGGUGAUGGUGGUAGUGUGUUUGUUCUGAUCAAGGAAGGAAGCUCUCUUUUGACAAAUUAAAUAAAUUAUAUUGGUUUACUAUUUUGGUCAUUACUAGUAGUAUAUGUAAUAAAAUGUCCAAUUAUUUUCUUGAUAUUUAUAAGUAAAUAAAUAAGAUACAUUGUAUUAUAUUUAAUA